Molecule: messenger RNA, 540 nt
Organism: Colletotrichum spaethianum
Lineage: Eukaryota; Fungi; Ascomycota; Sordariomycetes; Glomerellales; Glomerellaceae
Product: cell wall alpha-1,3-glucan synthase mok13
Exons: 2
Coding region: 1-540 (179 amino acids)
Biological process (GO): fungal-type cell wall (1->3)-alpha-glucan biosynthetic process
Cellular component (GO): fungal-type cell wall
Molecular function (GO): alpha-1,3-glucan synthase activity
Source: RefSeq, a predicted model, not a curated record
AUGUCUAAUUCAGUACUGGCUUGGGCACUUACACUCCUUACCGCCUCAUCAACACUCGUUUCUGGCCUCAAAUACACCGCGAGCGAAGUCGAUUACAACCUCAACCAGAACAGGUUAGCAACGAACCCAUUCCAAUAUACAGGAAAGCGAGACAACCACACAUUUGCGAAAUCACCAGAAAACUGGCGGUUCCCUUACUACACAUUGUUCAUCGACCGUUUCGUCAAUGGCGACCCCGAAAAUGACAAUUCCAACGGCACGCUUUUCGAACAUGAUAUUAUGAGCAACCAGCUUCGCCAUGGCGGAGACUUGGCCGGACUCGUCGACACAUUGGACUACAUAGCGGGCAUGGGCAUCAAGGGAAUCUACAUCGCCGGUUCCCCCUUCAUCAACGAUCCGUGGAAGGCGGAUUCAUACUCGCCUCUCGAUCUCACCCUUCUCGACCGUCAUUACGGCAACAUCACGGCAUGGCAAGAGGCCAUCGACGCCAUUCACGCCAAAGGCAUGUAUGUGGUCAUGGAUCAGACCAUGGCGACGUAA